Molecule: messenger RNA, 1677 nt
Organism: Aspergillus terreus NIH2624
Lineage: Eukaryota; Fungi; Ascomycota; Eurotiomycetes; Eurotiales; Aspergillaceae
Exons: 3
Coding region: 1-1677 (558 amino acids)
Source: RefSeq, a predicted model, not a curated record
AUGCCCAUUCCUACGCGGACUCCUUCCCUUCGAGAGCCGCGUAAACAACUCUCAGUCGAUGGAGCGCGUACAACCACCCUGAAAAGUGCUCCCGCAACGAAUACAACCGCCCAAGCUCCGUCUCUGAACCCGGCGACUAUCAACGAAAGCACCGCGUCUCGCGACAAAAGCCAGUUGCCCGUACGGGAUGCGCGCUCCACAACUUCCUCUCGACCCCCCAAACCGCAGGACACUCGACUACCGCUGCGAGGUAUUCGACCACCUCAGAAGAUCUCUCUCCCGUCAGAGCAGCCACCUUCAUCCGCUUCAACAAUUGCAGCUCGACGACAAAGCUUAGUUCGUCCCAGCCCGUUGAAAUCAACCACAGCUACGAAGCUUACAGCCCCUUCUACAACUCCGACCACCGCCGCGCGGGGACCGCCUUCUCCUGUGAAACCCAGCCUCACCACCAAGCAAAAUGGUCGCCCCACGUCCCCGAAGAAGACAGACAUGCCCCCACCCCCACGACCGGUUCGAUCUGCCUCCCUCCGACAACCUGCCAGGUCUAGCCCCGGGACCUCUUCAACCACCCGGGGCCAUACGCGCCACCGCAGCCAGGUAGUGACUCCCGCAUCUGUCCAAGCUGCCACGAAGAAGAUCGAGCCUCCGUCGCCCGUGACGGCCACUCCACGGUCAAGGACCCAGUUUACAACCUUUCAACAGCAUUACUCACCUAAAAAGUCGGCAACACCCCAAGCUACGACACCUUCGGUCAGAGCACCUGCAGACUUGGAUCCCUCCUUAAUACCUUCGUCCUGGCCUGAAAUUGCCGCGUUGCAAACUGAGCUGCUGCAGCUGAGUCUUUUGCAUUCUACUUUCCUGCGACAGAACACGGAAUGGGAGGCCACUGCGGAGUCGGAGAUUCGGGAUCUGUAUGAUUCGGUUGCAACAGACUAUCGUGGAGUCCUGAAAGAGGAGAGGGAACUUCAGCGGCAACUCAACGGACAGGCAUUGCAUCACUGGUUCAAGAAUUGUCGCGAGUAUAACGGUCGCCAGGGAUUUGCGGAGCAGAUCCAGGUUCUUUCACAGGUGCUGCAGGAGGUAUGCGAUCUGACGGAAACCCCCGGAGGCAGGUAUACGACUCUCCUGCAGGAAUUUGAAUCCUGGCUCCAGCAGGCCGAUGAAAUUCGGAACCUCCGUCACUACACGGAGGAGGCUCUCGGCCCCGUCGUCUUCAUCGAUCCGCUGAACGCUGCGUGGAAAGAAGAAGUCUACUUGACGACAAUGAAGCUUGAACUUUGCUCAAGACAGCUUCAGAGUCUGGACAUCCUUGGCUACGGGGAGGUGGAGCGGCUUGAAAGCUCUACCCUUCUGCGAGUUGCCAAGGGCUUAGAGGAGAUGGCCAAUUCGAUGGUGGAGGAACUCAAUGCCAUCCGUAAAAUAGAAGCCGACAUCGUAAGGUCUGAGCGACAAUGGGCCCUGAAGCAUUCUUCGAGUCCUUUCCCAGUCAUCUAUCGAUGGCAUUCGAACGGGAAGACGGCUUCUAGCGCAAUGAGCGCACGACGUGGAGCGAACCAGCGAAGACGAGGCGAAGUACCAGGGAACACCCUCAGGGGCCAUCCGCAUCGACUGCGGUGGUUUCGGAACGGGCAGGGGACGUCCUACGCAAACUGGUUUCUCGUUAUCUCGGAAACCUGA